This is a messenger RNA of Diversispora eburnea, 241 nucleotides long. NCBI's taxonomy places the organism in Eukaryota, Fungi, Glomeromycota, Glomeromycetes, Diversisporales, Diversisporaceae. The record is from the annotation of a GenBank genome assembly.
UAAUAAAAAUCUAUGUCACUUACCAGUUCCAUCUCCUAAUCAACUAUCACAACUUAAUCCAGAAAUAGAAUAUCUCGAUACAUUAGGAUUAUUUGAUCCCCCAGAAAUUGCUGAGCCUAUUCUAUCACCAGAAACUGAAAGAGAAUAUCUCGAAGCAUUAGGAAUAUUAGAACUUAUUCCGCAAUUUCAUCAAACGGAUAUUAUUAGUUCAGGAUGUGAAUUAUUAGACAAUCAUUAUCAA